Messenger RNA from Suillus subaureus, 507 nucleotides. Its product is annotated as kinase-like domain-containing protein. The record is from RefSeq and is a predicted model, not a curated record. The annotation marks the transcript as partial. Gene Ontology annotation, molecular function: ATP binding; protein kinase activity. The transcript has 4 exons. Gene Ontology annotation, biological process: protein phosphorylation. NCBI's taxonomy places the organism in Eukaryota, Fungi, Basidiomycota, Agaricomycetes, Boletales, Suillaceae.
AGGGAAAUUGGCAUUUUGAUGAUUCUACGUCAUGAUAAUAUUGUACCGUUGUUGGGUACUACGACAGGGUUUGGACGGAAGCCAGAGUUGCUCAGCUUAGUAACUCCGUGGAUUCUCAACGGCACGCUGAAUGUCUACCUGGCAUCUAAACACAACGAACUAACAAUGCUGGACCGUUCACGUAUGCUGAAGGAUGUCAGUGCUGGACUGCGUUACUUGCAUUCGGUGCCUGUCGUGCACGGGGAUAUAACAGGGGCAAAUAUACUGAUCGACGAGGGAGGCCAUGCGAAGCUAAUCGAUUUUGGUCUUUCCACCGCUGUCCUGCCCCUUUUCGGCCAGCCACACUUAGCUGCAACAUCGAUACAUCCAGGUGCUAUCCCCUACGCAGCACCAGAACUUCUAUCAGAUAAUGUCAGCAACCUGCCUUUGAAAAAAACUGACAUCUACUCUUUUGGUUGCGUGAUGCUUCAGGUAAGUUGGUCAUUUGGUCACAAAAUGUUCGCCUGA